Molecule: messenger RNA, 552 nt
Organism: Antrostomus carolinensis (chuck-will's-widow)
Lineage: Eukaryota; Metazoa; Chordata; Aves; Caprimulgiformes; Caprimulgidae
Gene: COMMD7
Product: COMM domain containing 7
Exons: 9
Coding region: 1-552 (183 amino acids)
Biological process (GO): negative regulation of DNA-templated transcription; tumor necrosis factor-mediated signaling pathway
Molecular function (GO): NF-kappaB binding
Source: RefSeq, a predicted model, not a curated record
AUGGCUGACAGCGAGGGUAGGACAGGGCAGAAGCAAUUCUCAGCGCUGACUGAAGUGCUCUUCAGCUUUCUCAUGGAGCCCAAGGAGGUAGAAAGGUUUCUGACUCAGCUCUCAGACUUCGCCACCAUGAAUAAACUCAGCUUGGGCCCCCUGAAAAACAUUGUCAAAAGUAUUCUUCUGGUACCGAGUGGUGCCCUGAAGAGGAAUUUGUCUUCUGAACAAGUCAGAGCAGAUUUUAUUGCUCUAGGCCUCAGCGAAGAGAAAGCCAGUUAUUUUGCAGAACAGUGGAAGGUGAAUUCCCCCACCCUGACACGACUGGCUGUUGAUCAGACGCUGAUGAUUAACCAGCUGAUAGAUAUGGAGUGGAAGUUUGGAGUGACUGCUGGGAGCAGUGAACUGGAAAAAGUGGGCAGUAUCUUCUUACAGCUGAAGCUGGUGAUUAAAAAAGGGAGCCAAAUGGAAAACGUGUAUGUAGAGUUAACUUUGCCCCAGUUCUACAGUUUUCUGCAUGAAAUGGAACGGGUCAAAACCAGUCUGGAAAGCUUCAGCUGA